Messenger RNA from Gavia stellata (red-throated loon), 1818 nucleotides. RefSeq names its product NIMA related kinase 11 (gene NEK11). The record is from RefSeq and is a predicted model, not a curated record. Gene Ontology annotation, biological process: protein phosphorylation. Gene Ontology annotation, molecular function: protein kinase activity; ATP binding. The transcript has 15 exons. NCBI's taxonomy places the organism in Eukaryota, Metazoa, Chordata, Aves, Gaviiformes, Gaviidae. Bases 1 to 1818 code for a protein of 605 amino acids.
AUGCUGAAAUUUCAAGAAACUGCUAAGCAUGUCACUGUUGCCAGAUUUAAUUCUGCUUGCUCAGAUGCUAUGAUUGCAAGAAGAUACACUAUUCAGAGAAAACUUGGCAAUGGAAGCUUUGGAAGUGUAUAUCUGGUUUCUGAUAGAAAAGCAAAACAAGGAGAAGAAUUAAAAGUUCUAAAGGAAAUCUCUGUUGGAGACCUAAAGCCUAAUGAAACAGUUGAAGCAAAUCUGGAAGCACAACUACUCUCCAAAUUAGACCAUCCAGCCAUUGUCAAAUUUUAUGCAAGCUUUGUGGAGCAAGAUAGUUUCUGCAUUAUCACUGAAUACUGUGAGGGUGGAGAUCUAGACUUUAAAAUUCAAGAGUACAAAGAAUCUGGGAAGAUAUUCACUCAAAGACAAAUAACAGACUGGUUUAUACAGCUGUUACUCGGAGUCAACUAUAUGCAUGAAAGGCGGAUACUUCACAGAGAUUUGAAAGCCAAGAAUAUAUUUUUGAAAAAUAAUCUUCUUAAAAUUGGGGACUUUGGAGUCUCUCGUCUUCUGAUGGGUUCAUGUGAUCUGGCAACUACGUUUACUGGGACACCAUACUACAUGAGCCCAGAAGCACUGAAGCACCAGGGAUAUAACACAAAAUCUGACAUUUGGUCUCUGGGAUGCAUUUUAUAUGAGAUGUGCUGUAUGAACCAUGCGUUUACUGGCCACAAUUUUUUGUCGGUUGUGUUAAAAAUUGUAGAAGGUGAUACACCUUCUCUUCCUGACAGAUAUCCAAGCAAACUGAAUGCUGUGCUGUGCAGCAUGUUAAAUAAGAAUCCUUCAUUGAGACCAGCAGCAGCAGAGAUCCUAAAAAUCCCUUAUAUUGAUGAACAGCUAAAGAAUACACAGUACAAGUUAACAAACACGACUGUGAAAGACAAGGCACUUAACUGGCAGAAAGAGGCUGCUCCCAUUUUUGAUGCUGUGCAGAGGAAAGUUCAUCUACAAACUCUGCAGGAACUGUCUGAAGUACAGAAAAUGACACCACGGGAACGAAUGAGGCUGAGGAAGUUAAAUGCUGCAGAUGAGAAAGCAAAGAAGUUGAAACAGCUGGCAGAAGAAAAAUAUCAAGAAAAUAUCAAAAGAAUGCAAGAAUUCAGGUCCCGUAAUUUUCAGCAGCUGAAUGUCAAUGUCCUACGUGAAUCUGAUGAGCAGACUUCAAAACCCCUAAUUCAUUCUCAGCCAGUCAUUACAUGUGACUACGUGUCCAUAGGACAUGAUGAACCAAGUGGAAAUGAGACAUCAAGUCAGCUCUGCAUGUCUGAACUUACAGACCAUGAGAUCCCUGAAGACCCAGAAAUUGCAGAAGAAUAUUAUAAUGAUGAGUUUGAAUCCUGUUCAGAAGGCAGUGAAGAAGAGGAGGACGUGGAGACAUCACAGACAGUCUCUAAGACAAAUCACCAGGACAGUGAUAUCGAGGCAAUGGUCAAGUAUUUGGAGAGUGUCCUGAAUAAUAACUCAUUGGGCUCGGGGACUGUCACCGGAGUGUCUCCAGGGGCGCUUCAGGGAUUCAGAGCUCUCAACAGCACUAUGGCUGAGACCAAACUGAAACGCAUGAGGGAAUCUGCCAUCGGGAAGCUGGGAGCAGAGGUAUUUGAGGCUGUGUACAGCUAUCUCAAGCACGCGAGACAGCAGAAUGCCAGUGAGGAGGAGAUCAGGAGAUACCUGGAGAAACUGGUUUCUAGAGCAAGCGAUUGCUUUGAAGUGGAUCAGCUUCUCUACUUCGAGGAGCAGCUACAGGCUUCAGAAGCACAUCUUCAGCUGUUAAAUGUGUGUCAGUAA